This is a messenger RNA of Rhincodon typus (whale shark), 1401 nucleotides long. RefSeq names its product muscarinic acetylcholine receptor M2-like. The record is from RefSeq and is a predicted model, not a curated record. Gene Ontology annotation, cellular component: synapse; dendrite; plasma membrane. Gene Ontology annotation, biological process: regulation of smooth muscle contraction; chemical synaptic transmission; G protein-coupled receptor signaling pathway, coupled to cyclic nucleotide second messenger. Gene Ontology annotation, molecular function: G protein-coupled serotonin receptor activity; G protein-coupled acetylcholine receptor activity. The coding region runs from base 1 to 1401 and encodes 466 amino acids. NCBI's taxonomy places the organism in Eukaryota, Metazoa, Chordata, Chondrichthyes, Orectolobiformes, Rhincodontidae. The transcript has a single exon.
AUGGAAAAAGCAACAGAAACGAAUGAAUCUCUCAGUAACCGAACAGCCUUGCUUGAAACUCAAAGAGCGAGUUUGUAUAAAACGGCCGAAAUAAUCUUCAUUGUGAUUGUGACAGGAUCUUUGAGCGUGAUAACCCUCGUUGGGAACGUUCUGGUCAUUAUUUCCAUCAAAAUAAACAGGCAAUUGCAAACUAUUAACAAUUACUUCAUUUUUAGCUUAGCCUGUGCUGAUGUUACGAUUGGUGUAACUAUGAAUCUAUUCACCAUUUACGGUCUCCUUGGCUACUGGCCUCUGGGUUCAGUGGUAUGUGAUUUAUGGCUUGCUGUCGAUUACGUUGUCAGCAAUGCCUCUUCCAUGAAUCUCCUGAUCAUCAGCUUUGAUCGCUACUUCUGUGUGACCAAACCCCUUACCUACCCCGUGAGAAGGACAACAAAGGUUGCAGGGAUGAUGAUCACAGCUGCUUGGGUGCUUUCAUUUCUUGUAUGGGCUCCUGCCAUUCUCUUCUGGCAGUUCAUUGUAGGGGAGCGGACAGUCACUGAGGGAGAGUGCUAUAUACAGUUCUUCUCCAAUCCUGCUGUCACUUUCGGCACUUCAAUAGCUGCCUUCUUUCUUCCCGUUACUGUUAUGGUGGUUUUGUACGUGCACAUAUCACGUGCCAGCAAAAGUAGAAUAAAGGAGAAUAAAAAAGAGUCUGAAUCUAGUAAGGAACCAGUUACUCCCAGUCUAGAGGUGGGCAAGAUGCUGAAAUCGACUCAGAGCAACAUAUCAAAUGCUUCUGGUGGGCUGCCACAAGUGAAAAUGCGAAAUGACAUAAUAACUCAUGAAAUAAUCAUUGAUCAUUGUGGCGAGGGACAGGAAGUGUCCUUGAGUGAGUCAACUUCUUUCAGCACGAUUCCAUCAAACAAAAAGAUGGAAGGCUGUAUCUAUGAAAAAGGAAACGUCUGCACUAAGAUAGAUAAUUGCAAACUCUCUUAUAUUAAGAUGGUUGAUAAAUCCCAAAGCAUUAAUGGCUAUGGAAAAACACCAGGAAUCGUUGUAGAAGUUAGAAGCAAUAACGAGAAAGGCAGAGAGAUCAGAGAAUAUCAUAAAACGAGUAAAAAAAUUCACACUACUUCUGAAAAGAGAAAAGUCUCUGUAAACCGAGAAAAGAAGGUGACUAGGACUAUUCUGGCUAUUCUCCUGGCAUUUAUCAUCACUUGGAGCCCAUACAAUGUCAUGGUGCUCAUUAGCACGUUCUGUUCCACUUGUAUUCCAAGCACAGUCUGGAAUAUCGGAUACUGGAUAUUUUACAUCAACAGUACCAUCAACCCAGCCUGUUAUGCACUCUGUAAUGUUACUUUCAAGAAAACUUUCAAACAUCUUCUCUUGUGCCAGUACAAGAGCAUCGGUGCAACAACGUAA